Molecule: messenger RNA, 4559 nt
Organism: Pangasianodon hypophthalmus (striped catfish)
Lineage: Eukaryota; Metazoa; Chordata; Actinopteri; Siluriformes; Pangasiidae
Product: KIAA0319-like ortholog
Exons: 22
Coding region: 282-3233 (983 amino acids)
Cellular component (GO): plasma membrane; cytoplasmic vesicle
Source: RefSeq, a predicted model, not a curated record
GUAGAUUCCUCUCCGUGCUGCGUGUAUUUCCGUGUGAAGGUGCAGGAGAAAUGCGUGACCUCGGUACGCACACAGGCAUCGAGAAAACCUACAGCCCAAAUGGCUCUGAAGCGUCACCGGUAGCAGGGAUCUCACCGAGGAGGUAUCUGUGAAAGCUCCCAGUGUUGGAGUGCAAUGCUGCUGUGGUCCCUCAAGGUGCUGGUGUGGACGCCUCUUCACCUCUUACCCUGUUCCUCCCACCAUCCUCCACUUUCUGUCUUCCAUUUGGAGAAAGUGUCAAGAUGCUGCAUGCAAUAGAAAGAACACACAGCUGUGGUUUGCCACAGUGGACUAGAUCUAGUCAACUCUUCCUCCUGGUUCUGGGCUGUUUGUUCUGCCUCUGCCCUCCUGCUGGGGUGGUGGCAGCGAGUAUGUGCAGAGUAUCAGGUGGCGUGUUGGGGAUCCCCUGCAGCAGUGUGAUUGGGCUAGGCUGGCAGCCGCUGGCCGUGGACGAAGGUGGCACACAGUGUUGGGAAUCGUGCUGCCUGGAGCCCUCGUGCAGUGCAGUCUGGAGCCUCGGGGGCUACUGUGUUCUGCUGAAGUGCGUUCGGCCCAACGGCUGUGAAAUCUCUGCACUACCGCUGACUAACAUCAACUCUCUGGGCAUCCUGCAGCUGCUUGACAAGAGCAAAUCAAAGAAAGCAAGAAUCCCACGGCAGGCAUUGGUUUCUGAUGUUAACGGAGGGCCUGGACACAAACAUAGCAAUCGUAAUGAUUUGGUACCUCAGCCCUUCAGUACAACACCAGCGAGCACAGUCAGUGGGAUUACAUUCUCAGAGUCAGCCAAUAAAGCGAUGAAUGAGCAUGUCAAUGGCAGCGGAGAGGAGGCAGCUUCAUCAUCUUGGCAGAAUUCAACAUUGCCAGAAGACAAUAUGGAUCAUUCAUCUUCCAAUAGCAGUUCUGGGUCACCAACAAGUGCACCUUAUUCUUCCACCCCAGCAGGAACUCCACCUGUGAAGGAGCUGGUGGUAUCUGCUGGCAACAAUGUGGAGGUCACGCUUCCACGCAGUGAAGUGGAACUGAACGCAUUUGUAGUGCCAGCACCCCCUCCAGGGACUAAAUAUGCCUUUGACUGGCGUUUGAGGACGCACCCUAAAGACUACAGUGGAGAAAUGGAAGGGAAACAUAGCGGCACACUCAAACUGAGCAAGCUGACUGUGGGUCUGUAUGAGUUUGAGGUGAUUGUGGAAGGUGAUGGUGCACAUGGUGAAGGCUAUGUCAACGUUACAGUUAAACCAGAGCCAAGAGUCAAUAAGCCACCAGUUGCUGUAGUUUCACCAAAGUACCAGGAGAUCUCCUUACCAACGAGCUCCACUGUGAUUGAUGGCAGUCAGAGCACUGACGAUGAUAAGAUAGUGUCGUGGCACUGGGAAGAGGUGAAAGGGCCGCUCCGAGAGGAGAAGGUCUCAGCAGAUACAGCCAUUCUCACGCUUACAAGCCUCGUCCCUGGCAACUACACCUUCAGCCUCAUAGUGACUGACUCAGAUGGUGCUCAAAACUCAACCCAAGCUAUGCUGUCAGUCAACAAGGCAAUGGACUACCGGCCUGUAGCCAACGCCGGACCCAACCAGGUCAUCACCCUCCCACGCAACUCCAUUACUCUCUACGGCAACCAGAGCACAGACGACCAUGAGCCUCUGGCUUACGAAUGGUCCCUUAGCCCAGAGAGCAAGGGCAAGGUGGUGGAGAUGCAGGGAGUACGGACGCCCACUCUGCAGCUAUCUGCUAUGCAGGAGGGAGAUUACACCUUCCAGCUCACUGUCACUGAUUCGUCGGGACAGCAGGACACAGCACAUGUCACGGUCAUUGUGCAGCCAGAGAAUAACAAGCCACCAGUAGCAGAUGCAGGGCCAGACAAGGAGCUGACACUUCCUGUGGAUUACACCACCCUCGAUGGCAGCAAGAGCAGUGAUGACCAGAAAAUUGUCAAGUACCAUUGGGAAAAAACAGAGGGUCCAGACGGUGUGAAGAUAGAGAAUGCAGAUAGUCCGGUUGCCACGGUAACAGGGCUUCAGGUGGGAACAUACACUUUCAAGCUGACUGUGACGGAUGAACGGGAUCUGCAAAGUUCAGACACAGUCACUGUGAUCGCUCGUGAGGAGUUUGACCAGCCACCUGUGGCCAAAGUGCAGUCCAGCCCCCCGGUCACUCUACCUGUCCGUACAGCAAUCUUGGAUGGCUCCCAGUCGUCUGAUGAUAAAGGCGUGAGCAGUUACCUCUGGAAGCGGGAUGGCAGCAGUCCUGCAGCUGGGGAUGUCCUGAAUAACUCCGACCACCAGGCAGUGCUGUUCCUUGGCAAUUUGGUGGCAGGGAAGUACUCCUUCACUCUGACUGUAACGGACAGUAAGGGCCAAAGCAGCAGCGACACAGGCAUGGUGGAGGUGCACCCAGAUGUGUGGGAACGAGACCUAGUGGAGCUGGUGCUGGAGGUGGCUGUGUCUCAGGUGUCUCACAGGCAAAGGGACAUGCUGUUGAGACAGGUAGCUGUUCUGCUGGGUGUACUGGACAGUGACAUCAUCGUACGGGAGAUCAGCGCCUUCAAUGAGCACAGCACUCGUUUAGUAUUCCUGGUGUCUGGAGGACCAGGGCGCUCGCCACUGUCUGGUCACAGCGUCGCCACAGGACUCCGUAACAAACUGCACAAACAAAAAAACGACUUCCUGAUCUUUAAGACUCGGCGUGUGGACACAGUCGUUUGCCAGCUAAACUGCUCCGCCCAUGGAGAGUGUGACUCGUUUACCCGUCGCUGUGUGUGCCACCCCUUCUGGAUGGAAAACUUCAUCAGAACCGAGCUGGGCGAUGGAGAAAGCAACUGUGAAUGGAGUGUGUUGUACGUGACAAUAGCAUCGUUCAUGAUAGUAGUUGCCAUUGCAACCAUUGUAUGGGGCCUCGUCUGCUGUUGUAACAGACGCAAAGGAAAAGUCAGACGGAAAAGUCGAUACAAAAUGCUUGAGGGAGAAGACCAAGACAGCAUAGAGCUACACCCACCUAGAGCAGCCCGGCUGAAACCCGUACCUGCGCCCACUUCAUCUGCUCUCAUGCAUUCAGAUUCAGACCUGGACAGUGACGAUGGACAAGCAGGUGUCCCCUGGACUGACCGGGAGCGUGGUCACCUGCUGCGCCCACAAAACGGCUCCUUGCGCAAUGGCCUAGGGCCCCACAGAACCAAAAAACAGAGGGAGGAGUUUCUAUAGUGACUAAACUUUGCUGAUAUGGACCUUGAAUGCCACAAUGAUAUGUCACUUAGACGCCUCAUAGCUGGGUGUAAUGGAAACAGGACUAAGUGUAGCCUCUUCAACUGCCACCCCAUUCUGAAUCUCUGCCCAAUCUGAGCCAGAAGACGGGUUGAUUCAGUAUCUAGGGCAUUCACUCCUUUGCUGCUGUCUCUAUCUUGUCAGAAAUUUUGAAGCGUAGAGCCGUUCACCCCCAGGGUCAAUGAAAAUAUAUUUUAGAAGGAGACACUGAAUAUGUAAAAGGAUAAAGGCUGCUUAAAAGACUUGAAACUUGAGCAAAACCAAGUAUCUCUCUGAGAGAGACACUCCAUCCCAAUCCUGAGCUUGUCUGACAGUCUCUUCAAGCUUUGAUAAACCGCUGACCUAACCCCUCUAAACACUGCCUUGAACAUCCCUUAACAAGACAGUUUUCCUACACUUGUGGCAAUAGUGCAGACAAAGAGCUUGUCCUUAGUGCUGCACCUGUCUUUGCCAAGUUGUAUGACUGCAUGAAUGAUUGUUUGGUGAAAGAUUUAUUUUACUGAAAAUACUGCAUGUAUUAUAUCAGAUUGUCUGGCCUUUUUGGCAGUUUGUGUUAUCUGUCACUUAAAUCACCAGCAAACAACAGUGAAGUCUGCAAUCUGCUUAAGUUUGUAGCAGUUAAGAAAGCACCAUAAUGCUAAAGGCAUAACAAUAUUAAAGAUGAAAAUACACUGGAUGUAACUGGAUGUACACUGGACCUCACCUUCAGCUUUGCAUCUAAGCUCGUGCAAAAUAAACAGGAGGAAAAGAAGCUGAGCUUGGCACUCACCUCAAGAUAUAGACCAUGUGAUCAUAGACGACAAAUUUUAAAUUUCUUUCACCUGGAUACUUGAUUCUCGUGCAAUUUGCAUUACACACAAUCUGUUACUCUGCUUUCACUGGUUUCUUUCUGGAAGAUGUUGAUGCUCACUGAUCAGAUUAAGAAUGUCUUUGAUAAAGGCUUCUGUGAUAUUUUUGUGCUCAGCACACCCCUAUUCCUGUGUUCUUCUUAGUGCUGACAUGUAUAUUAACUGGACUACUUGAAUUCAGUGUCCACAUGGUAAACACUGAAAGAACUGUGAUAUUUUAUCCAUGUACACUGAUUCUAUUGAUGCUGUUCUAACAAAUGUAUCAAUGGGUAAUCUAGACCCCACUGAAAGCAGGGAGAAGAAAAACAAAGAGGUUUACAUAAUUACUUAAAAUCAAUGUUUUAAUGAAGGAUUCCCUAUGUCAUGUGAUUUAAUGAAACUGGAUUAUCUUAAUUAAAAUCAAGUAAUUCUACAAUUA